Messenger RNA from Aspergillus mulundensis, 984 nucleotides. RefSeq lists its product as uncharacterized. The coding region runs from base 1 to 984 and encodes 327 amino acids. The record is from RefSeq and is a predicted model, not a curated record. The transcript has a single exon. Lineage: Eukaryota; Fungi; Ascomycota; Eurotiomycetes; Eurotiales; Aspergillaceae.
AUGACCGACUACGUCGUCCCCAGUACUCCGAGGUGGCCCGAGACGUAUCGCGAAUACACGGGCCCUCCAGUCCCAUCAGCCGUGCCGGGCCUCACUUUCCCCCAGGGCCCAGGAUUCUACCUCGAGUCCGCAGUGGCCAAAUUGCUCGACGACGCGGGAAUCCCCAACUUCAUCUGGGGCGAGUCUGUCCUGGCCACCUUAGGCGUCGAUACAGCCACGCUCUUUGGCGGCUGGGUGAUUCCAGACGAGCACAUCGAAAGGGCAGCGCAGGUGCUCGACCAGGCCAAGUUCCCGCCCUGCACCCAGGGCCGCAAUCGCUGCACCAUCUUCUACGAUCUCAGACCGCACCCGUUCCCAGACUAUCACUGGCACACCGAUCUGGCCUACCCAGAGGAGCGUCACCUCCCCUAUAUGACAUGCGGCACCUUCCUCUACCGCAAAUCCCGGCUGUUCUGGGCAAUGCCGGACCCCCCUCUAGGACCCCCUGCACCGAACGACAAGAACUACAUGCUCACCUGCGACCCGCGCAUCCAGCAAAAUCGGCCUGAUACAUUGCACAUCUUGGGUCGGGGCCCCGCACCAGCCGACAAGGGCCUCCACCCGGUGAAGAUGCCUACCCCGGCUCGGUACACCGAAGCGAUGAUCCUGCUGGAUCUGCGCGACACGUGUGAGCCGAGGGCCUGCGACCAUUGGAGUGUCGAACUCAACUACCUCUUCACGUUGAUGGAAGAGGGCGAAUUCAACGUGAAGAUCAAGGACCUCUCCGAGCCGUUCCGCGACUAUGCCAUGCGACAAUCGGGCCAGCUUGAAGAAGAAGGCGACUUUGGAGGGUAUCGAACGGCGAUGCUACUGUACCUUGAUAUGAAGAGCAAGAAUCAGCUGCCGCCGGCCGAGCUUCAUCAUAGGUCUCCCAUGAUGCAGGCGCCGCUGGAAAGAGUGCUGCAGAGUUUCAAUAUCCCACUGGACAAGAUCCGCCACAAGUAA